AUGCCAACAACCCAGCUCUUUAAAGGCCGCCUCUUCUGUUGUCCCGCUACGUACCGAGAGUUCCUGAACUUCGAUUUGCAGAUUACCGUCGUCAUGGCGAGCUGGUUUACGUCUACCUCUCCGUUCGAUGAGCAGGUUGAGAAAGCGACCUCGUCAUCCCUAGAGGAUAUUGCGGCGAACCUAGAGAUUUCAGAUGUUAUCCGAUCGAAGAGCGUACAGCCCAAGGAUGCUAUGCGAUCACUGAAACGAAGAUUAGAGAGCAGGAAUCCGAAUGUGCAACUGGCGACCCUAAAGUUGACGGAUACAUGUGUCAAAAAUGGCGGGAACCACUUUCUUGCGGAGAUCGCUUCUCGGGAGUUCAUGGAUAAUCUUGUCUCGUUGCUGAGAGCUUCCGGACCCGCCGCUCUCAACGAAGAGGUAAAGACAAAAGUACUAGAAUUGAUUCAGACAUGGGCUUUGGCUACGCAAACCCGUGCCGAUCUACCAUAUAUUGGCGAAACCUACCGGGGUCUGCAAAAAGAAGGUUAUCAGUUUCCGCCAAAGACAGAGAUGGCAAGCAGCAUGCUUGACAGCAGCGCCCCUCCAGAGUGGAUAGAUUCGGACGUCUCUCCGAUGGAACCUCGUGGUGGGAGAGCCGAGUCGGACUUCGAUGAGGACCUAAAACGUGCUCUCCAGAUGAGCCUUGAAGAGGUAAAAGCUCAUACUGGUGCUGGAUAUGUCCCACAGACCAAAUCGGCGGCUACACCAGAAUUAAAGAAACCUGAGCCGAAGGUGCAGGAAGCAAACGGGCUACAUGGGGAUUCCUUGGAAGAUGAUGAUCCAGAUUUGCGAGCUGCCAUCCAAGCUUCGUUGAAAGAUAUGGAAGAGCAGAAGCAGAAGCACUCAGCUGCUCUGAAAAGCACGACUGUAGCAAAUUCAUCUACGUCCACUGCCAUGUCCACCACCCUCAUGCCGAAGAAAGACUACGAGCUUACUGCUAUUGAAGCAGAAAAUAUUAAUUUGUUUGCCACACUAGUUGAUAGGUUACAACAUCAGCCUCCUGGCACGAUCCUGCGAGAACCACAAAUACAAGAACUAUAUGAGAGCAUAGGGGCCUUAAGACCUAAAUUAGCGCGUACUUACGGGGAAACAAUGAGUAAACAUGAUACCCUUCUCGACCUCCAUGCCAAGUUAUCAACAGUCGUCAGGUACUAUGAUCGUAUGCUUGAAGACCGUCUCUCAAACACCUACGCACAACACACUCUGGGCACCUACAACUAUCUACCAUCCAGCCAACCUGCUUCAAAUAUAUAUCCAUCCAUGCCAACAAACCUACCAGAUAAUAAGGGGGGUGUAGAGAACUUCUAUUUUGGGUCGGGACCUGUAGAAAAUACUGUUCCUCCGAGCCAAUACCACCAACCUGAGCGCCAUUUGUCCGCCGGACCUGGCAACGAACAGCAUGCCGGUGUGCUUUCGCAAUCCAAGCAAAUUAACAGCGCCCAAAAUCAUUACCAGCCACUCGCAUCACCGCAAUCUACACAUAAUCCAGCUCAAUAUCACGUCCAUCCAAUGCCUCAAGGAGAACCUUCGCAAUCUGGACAGGCCGAACAGGCGGGCACAACUGGGCCAGCUGGUUACUAUCUCCCACAGGGAGUAACUAUCCCCGUGUCCCACGACCCUAAUGCUGGCACAGCACCACAGUACGUUCCUGCACCGGAGCCAUCAUAUCCUCCGUCGCCGACAAUGCGAAGGGACUCUCAGUUCCAGACAGCCCAACCGACCCCGCGGUCGAACCACUCGCAACCUACCUAUUAUCCUUCCUCAGAUGUGAUUCAAUCUCCUCAGCCACAACCUGUAACCUAUAACGCCCAGCAAAUGUCCUCCGCUGCACAUUUCCAACCCCAGCUCCAAUCACAGGAAGGCGCCAGCUCCCUACCACCAAGCGCAGCACAGCCCUCCCAACCCCAUAAUAAUUGGCCGCAGCCAGACUCCGGAGCAGGUCCCCAAUACAUGGCACCACUUGGAAAUCCCGUCUAUCAAAGUUUCGUCCCCAUGGCGCCGACCGUGGAGCAAUCCCUAUUUAUUCGAAGGGCUAGAACAAAUCCCAUUGUCUCUGGUCAUUCGUGUCUUGAAUGUGUCGCGAUUGGAGCUUUGCCUGCAAGUCCCAACGGGUCAUCUCGGUCAGAAUCUUCCAAUUACCUCCCAACCACGCCUAUAUCCAUCGCGAACGGAACAUUCGAUUGCUCCCCCACGAGCGCCUUUGAAUUGCGCCGCAUCCUCCUGCAGCUAGCCCCAUCGGAAUCGAUCUUCGUGGCGAGAUCCAUGACGUUGCAGAGACUUGCUGCGGCUCACAAUCUUCUAGGCGAGGGUGACACACACGCUGCACCUGCGUUAAGACACCACCAACGCAAAAAAUCAGCGCCCGAAUCGCCCGAUUCGAGCCCUCGCGUUGGCCAUCAUCACAUUCGCUGGAAUGGCUCAACGGUUUCGCUGACGGGCCAAGGGGGUAAUACGGCGAUCAGGAAAAAUCUUUCCACCCCGUUACUGAGGAAUAUAUCAGGGGUUCUCGGUAGGAAAUCGCCUUUGAUGAACAAAACGGGAGCAGUUGAUAAAGCGGGGCAGAAAAAGAAAGUGGGAUUCGAGCUUGUGGCUUCGGAGGACGACGACGACGAGUGGGAAGAUAAUAAUAGCUCUUAUUCUCCGGAAAGCACAAGGCCGAAUUCGGUGGUUACGUCCAAAAUGAGUGUGGACAAUAGCCCCGAGUCUCCUCUCCAGGCGCAAAAAUCCCCUUCAGCCCAAGCAAGCGGCGAUCUUGAGGGAGAGGCCGGGCGGCACACUACAGAACGCGCCAAUGGUUCCGGCGCUGAGCCUCCUCAGGGACAGCAUUCACGACCCCUUUAUCAGGACGAUAUUGCUACCCGUCUCCUUCAUCAACCGCAUUCGUCUAAAGCUCCACCUGCUAUAUCAUCCGUCUCAGUUACCGCAACGCCACCAGCAGUGGAACGAAGUCCUCGUCCGCCGUCCUUUCCGACUCUCCCUUCAGGCCGUAUCCGCGAUUCCUGGUCUGCUGCGGGGAGUGCGUCAACGAGCAAUCCGCAUGGAACAUCAUCUUCCAUUGAAGGGGGGGUAUCCAAAUUCCUUAUAAACAACCCCAGUUCCCAAACUGGGGCCAUGGCUGAUUCUGAACCCCCGUCCUCAUUCCUGCCACACUACAACCCAAACACGCCACCGUCCCCAGAAACGCAGGGCUCCAGACGGCCUACCUCUCGCGGUCGCCAACAAGAGCCACCCUCACGUACACAGCAAAAAUUAUGGUUACAACGAACCGCAACUCUUACCACCUCCCCCCCCGAUCCAUCUAUGUCCGGGCCGUCCCCAACCAUUGCCCCUUCUUCGAUGGAACCCACAUUUAUCGUGGCUACUCAGUCUGGAUCCGGCUCUCGGGACCAUGCAAGAGACGGCCGCAGGGCAUUGCUGGGAAUGGGAGGAACUACAGGCAUAAAUCCCGAGAGCGAAGUUAAACGUGCCCGCAAGGUCUAUGAUAAAUUCACUACAGAGUAUUCAGUAGUCCGCCGUUUCAGAUCUCCCAUCGCGGAAAGCUUGCUCAGGCUCGAUAUGAUGGCAGGGGCGGAUGCGAAAUCCAGCAAUACCCCUCAAACCCGGUCCAGCGGACAGAACGCCGUCGUCGCCAACGGAGCCCUUUCUCGCCCACCUUCAUCGCGAAAUGUUGACUCCGACCCCGCCGUCAACCACCAGUUUAUCAGCAAGUUGCCCAAAUCAUCCAGCCAGGUACGAUUCAGGACUUCGGAGGAUACCGUCCACGUCAACUAUUCAGAUGAGCCCGCUGAGCGAUUGGAUGUGGAACAUCAGCAGCAACGACCCAACUCGGUUGCCAUUGUUCUUGCAGAUGGAAACGUGUACGAAGAACCGAUAGAUGAUGAAGACGGUGCCGGUGGCGUUGGCGGUGGCGAUGGGCAUGCCGCAUAUCAACCCAAUGAAGCGGAACUACUCAUUAGACGGAUAUGGGAUAGUCGAGAAGUAGCCGUUGCGGGUGAUUGA
Messenger RNA from Histoplasma mississippiense, 4038 nucleotides. RefSeq lists its product as hypothetical. The transcript has 10 exons. Gene Ontology annotation, molecular function: ubiquitin binding; phosphatidylinositol-3-phosphate binding. The record is from RefSeq and is a predicted model, not a curated record. Bases 1 to 4038 code for a protein of 1345 amino acids. Gene Ontology annotation, cellular component: ESCRT-0 complex; TORC1 complex. Gene Ontology annotation, biological process: protein transport to vacuole involved in ubiquitin-dependent protein catabolic process via the multivesicular body sorting pathway; protein targeting to vacuole; TOR signaling. NCBI's taxonomy places the organism in Eukaryota, Fungi, Ascomycota, Eurotiomycetes, Onygenales, Ajellomycetaceae.